Messenger RNA from Poecilia reticulata (guppy), 3322 nucleotides. The record is from RefSeq and is a predicted model, not a curated record. Lineage: Eukaryota; Metazoa; Chordata; Actinopteri; Cyprinodontiformes; Poeciliidae.
UCAAGCAAGUUUCCGUGUUGACAGAGCUUUGUUGCAGAGCAGUCGGUGUUGAGUUUCUGAGGAGGAUGCGGUGCGGUCAUGGCCUUUUUCAAGACGCAAGAGCGAACCAAGGAAAGGUUUUCUCUGUUGUUGCUGGACUUGGAGGAAUAUUACUUUGAGCAGUACACUGCUUGCCAUGUGACAAGCCCUUCAAUAAAGGAGAAUAAGAUCAGAGGUUCCUUCAAAGUUUGCUCCAGAUCCAUCAUAUUUGAUCCAGAUGGCCUUACAGAGCCAAUUAUAAAGAUUCCUCUGCGAGACUGUCAGAGAAUCGAGUUUGUGGAGAAAGAGAACAAUCCUUUUAACGAGCCGCAGCCACCGGCCAUCACAGUUUCCUGUAAGCAGGUUAUUUUCAUCAAGGAAAGCAACGUCAUUACGCCAUAUAGGAAUGAAAGGGGAUCAAAGAAACUGACCUUUGAACUGGAAGGUUGGAGUAAAACAGAAGAUGUGGUACAGACAUUAUUGCAGCUCCACAGGGCUUCCUGUCUGGACAAACUAGGAGACCAGACGGCUAUGAUUGCGGCUAAUCUGCAGUCCCGACUGGCAAGGUCGUCGUUUGAUAAGAAUUGUUUUCAGAGUGUUGCAGAGAAGCCACACAUGGAGUGUCCUGUAGAGAUGGUGAUGCCUCUGGUGUCCAACCCGGGCCACGUCUGUGUCACAAAUGAAAACCUUUACUUCCAGCCCCUGAACGGACAUCCGCAGCACGUGAUUCAAAUCAAACUGAAUGAAGUCAGGAGGAUCUACAAACGGCGGCAUGGGCUCAGGCCUCUGGGGCUGGAGGUGUUCUGUAGUGAGAAUAACUUGUGUUCCGACAUCUACUUGAAGUUUUACUACCCAGCCGACCGAGAUGAAAUCUACUACUACAUCGCUACGUUUCUGGAGAAUCACAUAAAGGAGCACACAGCAGAGAGCUACAUGCUGCAGUGGCAGCGCGGCAUUCUCAGCAACUAUGAGUAUCUCCUCCAUUUGAACAACCUGGCCGACCGCAGCUGCAACGACCUGUCCCAGUACCCCGUCUUCCCCUGGGUCAUAGCCGACUACACCAGCACGCAGUUAGAUUUGGCAAAUUCGGACACAUUCAGGGACCUGAGUAAACCCAUUGGGGCCCUGAAUCAGGAGCGUCUCGACAGACUGCUGGCUCGGUAUGGAGGCAUGCCCGAACCGCGCUUCAUCUACGGGAGCCAUUACUCCUCUCCAGGAUACGUCCUGUUUUACCUCGUCAGAGUCGCUCCAGAGCACAUGCUGUGUCUGCAGAACGGCCGCUUCGACCACGCAGACCGCAUGUUCAACAGCAUCAGUGAAACAUGGAAAAACUGCUUAGAGGGAGCAACAGACUUUAAAGAGCUGAUCCCAGAGUUUUAUGGAAAUGACUCCAGCUUCCUGGAAAACAGACUGAGUCUUGAUUUGGGCCGAAAGCAGAAUGGAACGUUAGUCGGUGACGUUCUUCUCCCUCCGUGGGCCUCGGAUGCCAGUGAUUUUCUUAAAAAGCACCAGCUUGCCUUGGAGAGUCAGUAUGUAUCAGAGCACCUUCAUGAAUGGAUCGACUUGGUGUUUGGAUUCAAGCAGAGGGGCACUGAAGCUGUCGAAGCUCAUAAUGUUUUUCACCCGUUGACCUACGAAGGCGGGAUAGACUGUGACAGCAUCGAGGACACGGACCAGAGAAUAGCCAUGCUGACGCAGAUCCUGGAGUUCGGCCAGACGCCCAAGCAGCUCUUCACGAGCCCUCACCCCCAGAGGAUCAUACCCCGGUUCCAGAACCUCACACGGAGCUCCAGCGUCAACUCCGCCGUAGGCGAGCUGUCCCCUGUCUCUCUGUGUGAGGACUCGUCGUUUGAAGACCUGACUGAGGAAAGCAGGAGGAUGGCCUGGGCCAACAUGGCAACUCUGAAGAGGAUCUCCAGCCACAAAAUCCAUAAGGAAGCCGUGACGGGCAUCGCUGUGACUCGAGACGGAGCUUCGAUCUUCUCUACAUCUCAAGACUCAACACUUAAAAUGUUUUCCAAAGAGCUGAAGGAAUUCCAGAGGAGCGUCUCCUUCUCCAACAUGGUAAACAGCUGGAUUUCCUGCCGUUUCACGUCACAUAAAGCAAGUCCAGCUCUGCGAACAGUAAACCUCUCUGCUGUUUUCCAGGCGUUAUCUUCAUGCUUGAUGCUGGCCGACGGGAAAACUGUGUUGUGUUCUUCAUGGGACAACAACGUAUACUUCUACUCCAUCCCUUACGGCCGGCGGCAGGACACACUGAUGGGUCACGAUGACGCCAUCAGUGAGAUGUGCUGGUUUGAUGAUAGGCUCUAUACAGCGUCCUGGGAUUCCACUGUUAAGGUAUGGCAGUGUUCUUCUAAAAACCAACCUGGCAACAAAAAAAAUACAUUUGAGCUGCUGGCUGAGUUGGAACAUGAUGCUGGGGUAAACACGGUCGGUCUGAAUCCUGCUGGAACUCUGCUGGUGUCUGGCUGUAAAGACGGGACGGUCACCAUCUGGGACACCAGCAGCUACCGGACUCUUCACCAGGUCCACUGCCAUGCUGGAACCAUCCACCAUGCCGCCUUCAGUCCUGACAGCAGACAUGUUCUCAGCGUUGGUGAUGACUGCUGUAUGAAGGUGAUGGACGUUCAGACUGGAAUGAUGAUCUCUUCUGUUAAAGCUGAGGAGGAGCAAAGAUGUUUCUGCUGGGACGGGAGCUCGGUGCUGUGUGGAGGACGCUCUGGUAACCUCCUUCUGUGGGACCUGCUCAGCAACAGGGUCAUCAGCAGAAUCCCCGCUCACUCUGGUGCUGUCACCGCCAUGUGGAUGAAUGAACUGUGCAACACGGUGAUCACAGGUGGAGAGGACAAGCAGAUCAUGUUCUGGAGGCUGCAGAGUUAAAGGUCUCUCUGCAGCGACGGAGACCAAAUCCUCUAGUUAAACGCACAGGACAUGUUUCCCUCUGAUCAUGUGACCCAAGUCCAAGGAACAGACUGAUCUGAGAUUUUACCCUUACCCUUACAGUAUGCCAGAAAGUUGGGUGGAGGACGUAAUGUUACCAUAAUGUUAAUCGUUGUCAAUUAUAUCGAAAUACAAACAUGUCUAAAUGCAGUGUUUGCUUGAGAGCAGGAAGCUAAAACAAUUUCAUUGCCUUAUUUUCAAUUGUUUUUAAUGUCAUUUAUGGAUAGUUGUGUGGAUUUUAUUUUAUUAUGAUUUUUUUUAGGUUAUUCUGAGGAACAGCUGUAAACCCAAGAAGCUUGUAUAGGUUAUAGGACGGAUGUUAAUUUUUUUUAAAUCAUCAAUGAUGUUUCUACUUCCAUUG